AUGGCCCCCGUGAGCGGCUGUUCGCCCACCGCCACCCACUCGCUGCAGGACAUGAGCGCCGCCGCCGCGGCCAUCGCCCUUGACAUGAAGCCCAAGGGGGAGCCCCACCCUCUGGCCUCCGCCAUUGCCCUGCCAUCGCAGAAGAUCAAGAAACUGGUGCGGCGAAACGCCUCCGACAAGCUGAAGCUUAUUCAAAUGGUCCACGAUAACCCAAUUCUCUGGGACUCACGCCUCCCAAACUUCAAGGGCGCCGAGGAGGAGAAGAAUCGCGCCUGGGAGCACAUAGGUCGAGAGUUCAACGCCCCUGGGCGUCGCGUUGCCCGGGCUUUUAAGUCCCUGCGGGAAUCAUACCGCCGUGAACUGGCUCACGUCAAGCUUAUGGGCAACGGGUUUAAGCCAAAAUGGAGCCUUUAUGAGGCUAUGGACUUUUUGCGCGACGUUAUCAGAGAGAGAAAAGGCGCAUCGCAUGCAACCGAUCUCAGCCUGACUGGGUAUGGCCAUAUUAACAACAACAAUAAUAAUAACAACAACAGCCUGGGAGCCGCUGGGAAAGCUGUGGCCCUGAAGCUCUCCACGUCCUAUCACGAUUCCGCCGCAGUGUUGAAUCUCUCUAAGUGCUCCUCGCUGAAUGUGAGCGGCGAUGACUACUACGGCGACUACUACGUAAAGCCGGAGCUGGAUCUUUCGGUGGGCGGCGGGGCCGGAAGUAGCAGCAGCCGCAGUAGCUCCGGCGGUAUACCACUUCCGCUGCCCGCCCACCAACUUCAAGCGCCCAACGACAGCCGGGUGAGUUCCACGCGCAACGAGCAUCAGCAACUGCAGCACAGCUACGAUGACAUCGAUGCCAGCUCGAUUCGCAGUGGAGAUGAAGACGCUGGUCACGCAUCCGAUGUAGUGGAGGAGUUAGAUGCGAUCGACGCCGAUUUCCCAUAUCCGCUAAUCCUGGACUCCAACUCACGCGCGAGCACCAAUGUGGGCGUGGACGAGGUUGCCUCGUCACGCAAGCGCCGCCGCCAUGUCGACCAAGACGUCCUGGAGAACGGCAAUGGCGACGGUGAUGCUGGUAUCGAUGGCGAUGACUACGAGGAGCAAAUGCUGCAGCAGCACCGCCACCUUCGGCAGCAACAGGGUGCAGCUGACACCGGAGGGAUGGAUCUACCGCCCCCGCAAACUGUGCGUGAGGUUCUCAACUCCAAGUUUUGCGGCUUCAUAUCGGCUAAGCUGAACAGCAUGGAGGACUCGGAAGCGGACAAUUUAAUGAAUCGCAUUCUUUUGUUGCUGGUUCAAGUGCAACAGUGCGAGGGCUCUACAAAAUAGGCGGCCUAAUUCGGGCUCCUAAGACACGGGGUGUAGUUAAAAUAGCCAAAAAAGCUCAUUAUGGAUUGAUGAAGCCGCUUAGAGCACAUACAACGGACUAAUUUCUUGCCAUUUGUUCUUACUUUCCUCGCCGUAAGAAUUAUGAACUUACUUGCCAAUGCCAAAUCUGUGCCAUACCAAAAAGAUCAAUCAAAGAUGAAUGAUUUUUGAAACAAAUUCUCUCAUUUUCUUCGCUCUCAUUUACAACAAAGAAUUAACUCAAAGAAACGACAAAAACAAAGAAAAUAGGUGAAGUAAGGACUUAGUUUAAUUAUACUUUAAAUGUUAAAUUCGUUUUAAGUCGGUCCACUGCAGAUCAUACUCAUGCCAACGUCUCAUCACAUGAAACUUUUCUUUUACAUAAAAUUAUUUUUUAGAUUAGAUCACCGAUCGUACAUAUACAUACUCUCGAUAAAUUGAAGACUUGGAAUUAAAAACAUCUUUAGAAAUAAUUUAAGCGCGAACAAGCUAUUAUACUACUGUUAUUUAUAUAACAAAGUGGAAAAUUAUAAUUUUCUGAAAACGAGAACACUUUUUAAAUUGUCUCUAUUUACAUACGUUAUUGAAUAAAAUACCAUACAUGGUAGACGAAGAA
This is a messenger RNA of Drosophila suzukii, 1951 nucleotides long. It is a transcript of the gene Mes2, whose product is annotated as Mesoderm-expressed 2. The record is from RefSeq and is a predicted model, not a curated record. Gene Ontology annotation, cellular component: transcription regulator complex; nucleus. Lineage: Eukaryota; Metazoa; Arthropoda; Insecta; Diptera; Drosophilidae. Gene Ontology annotation, biological process: regulation of transcription by RNA polymerase II.